UUUGUAAUUCUUUGCAGUUAACGUGCGUCAGUCGCGUGUGUAUGCGCUUGAAGUCGUGUUUCUAAUGGUCCGAGUUGCACCUAGCCACUGUGGCGCCCUGAGGAAGUGAUCAGAAAAUGAGUGAAUCUGAUGCCAGGCGAGAAAUACUUCCCAAGAAAGGACUUGUAUAUUUCGAGGACGAACCGAGGUUUGUGUUUUGCAAGCCGAAACUCAUGCCCCUGAAAUCCGUGACUUUGGAAAAGUUGGAUCAGAUGCAAGCAGCUGCCAGGCAGCAAGUGAAGGACAGAAACGUUGCGCAGGAUCUUGGAUCUGACAACAAGGAGUGAGAGCUAUGGCGAUCGGGAUUCUGACAAUUGCCGUGAUUGCGUUGUUCUUCGUGUCGGGGUGUUUUCUGUAUUGGUUUGGCGAUUGGUUCAAGCAUCGCUUGAUUGUCACCGUUUCUGUGCUCAUUUCAUGGUAUUUUUCGUUCAUAAUCGUUGUCGUCCUGCCGACUGACGUUUCUUCGACCAUAUACAGGCAAUGUUUGUUCGAUCAUGGGCUAGUGAACUCAACAGACAUUUUGCGAAAUGUGACAUCGAUUACGAAUGACUCCCUCAUCUUGAAUAAUGGUUCGAAAACCUCUUUGAACGAUUCGUACGUGAAAGCAAAUGGAUCCGCAAGUGAAGACGUUUUACCUGAAUGCAUGGAACCUUGGAGUUUUGUGUCAGCGAACGUGCUGGAGAACUUAUGGCGGGUUGUUUACUGGACGUCGCAGGUGUUGACGUGGGUUAUAUUUCCAUUGAUGCAGAGCUUUUCGAAAGCUGGAGAAUUCACGUUCUUGAGCAAGGCAAGAGCUGCACUGGUGGAUAACGCCAUCUACUACGUUUCGUACCUGUUUUUGGCCGUUUCCUUUUUGAUUUAUCUUGCCGGAACUGGUGUGACUUUGGACUGGCCUAAAUUGAAAGCCAUUGCUGCAACAGCUAGCAACACCUGGGGAUUGACCUUGCUCGUGUUUUUGCUUGGUUACGGACUUGUCGAAGUUCCCAGAACUUUAUGGUUGCGCUCGCAUCGAGGCCACGUAUUACGAUACUCCUACUUUCAAGUUUCAAAGUUGGCGAUCGAAAAGACAGACGCUGAAGAAGAACUUGAGGAUAUUGUGCGGAUUUUGAAGACUCUGUCGACUCAAAUACCCGUGGGUCACCCGCUUUACUUGCGCUUGGUGGAAAUUCGAGCGAAGUUACCAGAAUCAUAUGACGCAGCCUUUUCCACGGCCAGGACUGUUAGCAGUCCUGUUUCACCGUUCGACGAUGCAAAUAACCUUUCUGAAAAAAGUCUCGUCAAACUUCAAAAGCAGCUUUUGAAAGCCUUGCAAUCCGUGCACCGCACAUCGACGCAGUGGAAAAUGUUGCUGGAAACUGUGCAAGUGGAAGAGGACAUUGCCCGGAAUGUUGCGAAUCGGGAUCGGUUGUUCAGUCGGAGCUAUCUGGUGGAUUCGGGGGGUUCAUCGUCGUCUCCGUCCUGGAUGUUGACAACUUUGCUGCCCCCGCGAGUACAGUGGUACUGGCACUGCCUGAUGAAGCAGUACGUAUUGCGAGCAAUGGCAGUCAUUUGUGCUCUGUGGACACUGGCGGUCAUUUGGUCGGAAGUGACUUUCUUCGUGGAAAGCCCGACCAUGUCUUUGUUUGCCAUCUUUCUCGGGCUGGCGAGGAACACCCACGACUAUUUCUCUGUCGAGAUUGUAUCUUUCCUGACAAUUGUGUAUUUGUGCAUCUGCACCUACUACACGAUUUUCAAGAUAAGGAUCUUGAAUUUGUAUUACAUUGCGCCUCAUCAUCAAACGGACGAGUACAGCUUGCUUUUCUCAGGAAUGCUUUUGUGUCGACUCACGCCACCGUUGUGCCUCAAUUUCCUGAGUCUGGUCCACCUUGACAGUCACGUGACGAAAUCUGUCAAGAUUCUUGAGACUUCUUACACUCACAUUAUGGGACACAUGGAUGUUAUUGAAUUCAUCUCCGACUACUUCAACAUCUAUUUUCCGAUUGGAAUUGUGAUUUUAUGUGCCGCUACCUGGUUCAGUCUUGGUUCGAGAAUUUUAUCGGUGUUUGGUUUCCAGCAGUUCAUGGCAGAGACUGAGCUGACGGAGGAUUUAGUCCAAGAAGGACAGGAACUGAGCGUAGAAGGAAGCGACCGAAUACUUCUAACCUUCCUCGAGUUAGCUCAACUUCAUCCCGAGGCGGAAGUUCAAAAAUUGGCGGAGGAGGCUCUAGUUCAGGAUUUUUCUCAUCGGCAUUGUCUCAAGCUGGAUCAGGCGGACGUCUUGACAGGAGAGUUUCGUCGUCACGUCUUCACCUCAUUCCAAACUCAGAAUCCAUGCACUAUUCUUCCGUUGGAGAGCCAAUGGGUGCUAGUGUCCCUUCCAAUAAUGAAGAUGACGCUAGGUGGAGUGGCACUUCAGUACCGGCUCCACGACACAUAUUCGAUGACGUUUGAUCUCCUAACGUAUGCCAUGAGAAUGAUUCAAGCGGAGAGUGAUUUCAGAAAUAGCUAUUUCGCAAUGGGUAAAAUUGCAAAAAAAGUGCAACCGUCAAGAAAGCCAACUGGAGAGAAGCCUCCCUUCAAAACCAUCGUGAAGAUUGCUUACAAUGACCUGCCCUUGUAUCGUCCUGUAAAAAAGGUGAAUGAGGAGUCCGUUUGUCAGGUGAACCAUGGGAAAUCCAGUGCAGUGAAGAGGAGACCGCAACAAAUCUUCAAGGCCAAAGACAGGCUAGUUAUUGGAACGCGCGUUUUGAACUCCGCGUCGGUGCGACCAAAGAGGCAAAUCAUUCUUGCCAGUCAGCCAAAAGCUGAGGGACCUGCCCCGCGAAGUGCCUUGAAAGUCCGGCGUGUUCAAGAAGCAGAAGUUUUAGCCGAAUCACGAUCUGCAAGGACUGUCAGAUUUGCUCAAAGGAGAUCUCGAUCGACGGGACAUACGGAUGUAGCUCCGGCUGAAGUCCACACCCCGAUAACUGUCCAUCACUUUCUAGCUGAGGAAUCUCAAUCUCCCCAGCCUGAUCGAAGGAAUACGCGUAAUGCGGGGUCGACUCCGUGGAAUUCGAAUAAAAUUGCUCCAAAACCCGAGACGGAAGAACAGGGUGAAACUGUGUUGGAACAAACAGAGCCAUCAGCUGUCGUUACAGAUAAACAUGAAGCGGAAGAAGCUGUGGCAUCGGCUGCCGAGCCUGAGACAACUGUCGGAAAAUCUACUCGCUCGUCGAAGAAAUCUGUUAAAAAGAGCGAAAAAGAUGAAGAAACGGACCCGCCAUAUGUUUUGAGCAUUAUAAUCGAAAUAUCGUCUUCUGCGUUUCCUAGGGCGAUGCAUGAUGCAGAAUUGAAGAAUCUUCAAGAUAUGCGGGAUAAAUGGAACUUCGUUCGCGAAGACGUUGAGGCUUGGGAUGAUGAUGAUCAAGACGAUACUGAUGAUUCCAAUCCGAAGGGUAGGAUGUCCAAGGAAGACGUGCUGACGCGAAUAAAUUCCGCUGAUUGGUCAGCAAAAAUCGUGAUGAACAAGCGAUUCUCGCAGUUCAUGGAACUCUUCGAAAAACGGACCAAUAACCCAGAUCCUGAUCGUCCGGUUUUGUUGAGCGAUUUAAAAGGCUUGUGGGACUUGAUUCAACAGCCGAUCUCGAAUGUUUAUCAAGAGUUCCGUGCCCUCGAAGUUCUGAAGGAAAAUAACUGGGUGGAGCCUGAACGUCGAAGAUCUCGGAAAGCGGUCAUCAGCAAAUCGACGCAAGGAAUCGUCAAGAAGAAGAAUGCAACGAAAAAUUCCAAGGUUUCUCGCGCCGCGUCUGGUAUGCGACAACAUAUCCUGGCUGUCAGAAAGCAGAUGGAGGAAGCAGCUCGAAGUGACACUAAUGCAGAUGAGGAGUUAGCACCCGUAGCGGAAAAGAAAGAAAUCAAACCAAGAAAGAGUCGGAAGAAAUCUGCUCGACCGUCUGCACCUGCAAUGGUAGUCGGACUUUUUGAGGAAGUUCUGGAUGACAUCGAACCCGAACAAGCAACCACAGUAGGAGCUCAUUUGGAGCCCGAAUCUGUGCGUAUGGACGAAGAUAGGGAGAAUAUUCUGCACGAAAUCAAUCCUUCUCCGGAUCGCAUUGGCAUCCACCCUUUGACUCCUUCGGAAAAGGCGUUUGAUGCAUUGGUGCAAAUUGAUGCAAGCACCAGAAGCAAACGCGUUUUGAAGGCAGCAAAUGCCGUGGACGCCACGCCAAGAACUUUGCGUUCCAAGAGAAAGUUCCAAUCAGAGAUGUGCGGUGAGGAAGAUGAUGCGUCGGUUUCCGUCGAAAUUCAUCCAACGAGGCAACUUUUACCCUAG
Notodromas monacha is the source of this 4330-nucleotide messenger RNA. NCBI's taxonomy places the organism in Eukaryota, Metazoa, Arthropoda, Ostracoda, Podocopida, Cyprididae. The record is from the annotation of a GenBank genome assembly.